UUAGUGCCAUUCUUUUGGAUGAAGUUCUUCAGAUUUAUCUUCAGCUUCUUAAAAGUUAUUUAAUUUGUCUGGUAAGCAGGUGAGUGUGCAUUCAUUUUUUGUCACUGCAUGGCUGUUUUCCAUUCCCACUGCUGUAGAAUGAGAGGCACUUCAUCCUAGCCAGUGGAACUGAGGUGAAAAAAGUGUUCCAGUGAAAAGGGAGAUGAGAAGGAGAGAGCAGCCAACCAAAACUGAGGAGAAACCAAAAUCUGCUCAAUGACAGGAAGAUUAUGUGCUGAGAACUGAGAGAGAUUGUGCAGAGAGAUUGCAGAGAUUGUGUGAGAGAGAUUGUGUGCAGAGAACUGACUGCUUCAAGACAAACACAUACACUGGAUGGGGAUGCAACGACAUAGCAAAGGGUCUGAAUGUUUCAUUCGCUUGUAGUGUAUUGCAUUGGUUUUGAUAAAAUCAGUUUAUGCCUGUUUAUGGUGUCCUGGCUUCUGCUCUCUGUGUCCAGCAGGACUGUUUGGAGGUAGAUUGCUUCUUCACUGGAAAGAGCUAAAUGCAACAAGCUGUGAGAAGCUUUUUGAGUGCAAAAGGGAAAGGGCCAGCAGAAAGUCUGGCCAGGUACCAGAAGGUACUGGUCAGGCUGGGAGAAACAAGGAAUGAGUUUCUUGAAGAGAACAGACCUGCUGCCUUAUCUGUGCUAGCAGAGCAUCAUGCAUUUUCCCAAGCAUAUGAAAAGCUUGGAGGUUUGGAGGUUGUGCAGCUUCACAGGUUACACUUCAGGGACAGUAUUUCACCUGACAGAGUGCUGGAGUAACAAGUGCUUACUCCACUAUCCCUACCAGUCAUCAAGGUGUGAAGCGAGUUUGCCAGAGGCAGAUGGGCAUUUUUCCUGUUUACAGGCAGGUAGGGGAUGGGUAAAUACAGCAAGCUGCUAAGAAACCUUUAAUACAAUUCUGAGGAUGACAGAGUUGUCCCUGGCAGAUGAGAAGGCUGAGGGUCCAGCUCACAAGUUGAGUUCUCUGAAUACAGAAUUACUGUGGGGUUUCCCACCCUUGGCAAGGCCAGACAGAUAUUCCCAGAGCACUUUUUACUAAUACAGUCUUAUUUGGGCAUCUUGGGUGUUUGAAAUUCACCUUCAGGCUAGUGGUAAGAGGCAGCCCAUGGCAAGCUGUACUUUUGGGACUGGGUGGUUAUCAAAGGGGCAUUGCUAUUAUUAGGGAAACUAGAGAACCAAAGAGGGUGGCAGAGAUGAAGAAGCAUUUCUUUAGGAUUUCCCUGUGACUUGAGAGGUUUCAGAUAUGCCAGGACCAGGAACUACAAUCAAAAGAAGGGACUGUUAAAAACAGGUGUGUUUAUGUCUAGUUCCAGAGGGAAUAGGUAAGAUUAGUAUGGGGACAUGGGCUGGUGGAGAUAUGAUCAGGUGCAGGUUUUGAGGAGAUAUACCUAUAGAUGGCAGGAUGAUAAUCUUGCAUGCAGAACCGUUGGUACAGUCAGAGACAAAGGCUCAGAAAAAAAAUUCUAGGUAGACUUAAAACAUCUGUCAGACUAGUAUUUUUUCCUCCUUCCCACAGAAUUGGCCAUAAUGCAUGGAAGAGCUGGAAUUUCCCAAACCUCAUACCCUGGUUCCCCAGAAAAAUCCAAGAUCUGGACAAGUGUCACCAUCUGAUCACUAAGUAUGAUCCCAGUUUGGACCAUGGUCACCCUGGAUUUGCUGACCUGGAGUAUAAGAAACGGAGGGCAUUCUUUGCUGAUCUUGCCUUAAACUACAGAGGGGGAGACCCUUUGCCUCGCAUCGAGUACACAGCACAGGAGACUGCAACUUGGAGAGAAGUCUACAGGAAGCUGAGAAGCCUUUACCCUACUCACGCCUGUACACAGUACCUGGACGCUUUCCAGCAGCUGGAGAAGUACUGUGGCUACCAAGAAGAUAACAUACCUCAACUUCAGGAUGUCUCCAGAUUUUUAAAAGAGAGAACAGGUUUCCAGCUGAGACCAGCUGCAGGACUCCUGUCUGCUCGUGACUUCCUUGCCAGCCUGGCAUUUCGUGUCUUCCAGUGCACCCAGUAUAUAAGGCAUUUCUCUUCUCCUAUGCAUUCCCCAGAACCAGACUGCUGCCAUGAGUUACUGGGUCAUGUUCUCAUGCUAGCUGACAAGGAGUUUGCCCAGUUCUCACAGGAUAUUGGACUGGCUUCUCUUGGAUCAUCUGAAGCGGAGAUUGAGAAACUGGCCACACUCUAUUGGUUCACUGUGGAGUUUGGUCUCUGCAAGCAAAAUGGAUUGAUCAAAGCUUACGGGGCAGGGCUGCUUUCAUCUUAUGGGGAGCUUAUGUAUGCUUUGUCAAACAAGCCAGAGUACAAGCCUUUUGAUCCAGAAGUGACUGCAGUUCACCCCUAUCAAGAUCAAGCCUUCCAGCCUGUCUAUUUCAUAGCAGAAAAUUUUGAAGAUGCCAAGGUCAAGCUUCAAAACUACGCAGUGAAGAUCAAGAAGCCUUUUGCUCUGCACCACGACCCCUUCACCAACAGCAUUGAGAUUAUGAACACACCACAGAAAGUCAAGAAGGCACUCUGUCAGAUGAAAGAGCAACUAAAAAACCUCUGCUUGGCCCUUGAAAACCUCUCUUAAAACUACAGCAGCUCAUCUCACCUGUCACUGAGAUACUUGAAGGUGGUUUCAGCACUUGAAGAGUUAGUGAUGAAGUUGUAGUUGGAUGCAAAAGUCUCUAAUGUGCAAACCAGCUCAGUUUAUCUAAUCUUCUCACCAUAAAUUAUGCUGCUGACUUAUACAUAUUAGUUUUUCUGGAACUCCUGUUUCAUCCAUGCAGGCCUCCUGCCACCUUUCCUUGGCUUCCUGUCUGUCAGGAUGGAUCAUUCUUGAGCUUGGAAGAGACAAUCCUGUUUUAGGUGGUUCUCUGAUUUCUACUCUUCCCUGAAGCACAGCACUGAAAUUCAAGAGAGCUGCUGUAAUCCUACCAUUAGGAGAGAAGACCACAGAGGUGUUGGGACUCCAAGGACACUACCACGGGACUCGUUGAGUUAGCAGGCGGAAGAGAGUCAAGGAACUUGUAAGUAGCUCUGAGGUUUGCAGUUAAGAGCAGGCAGAUUAGAAGAGUUUCUUAUAUAAAAGCAUUGGUACUCUACUAUGAUAGGAACAUGAUUUCAUCCUACUUGCUUCUUUUUAUAUCCUAGAGGAAAACCAGACUGUCACAUCCCUUUGAAGGGUGCCCUUCACCCUCUAUCACGCUUCAGAGCUCCAGCAGAUUUUCACAAUCUGUUUGGCUUUUGCUGGCUGCCCAGAUCCCUAGCUGUCUCAGUCUGUAGAAUUCAGACUGUACUGUCCUUAUCAACUGGACCGCCCAGUCACCUUCUCAGCCGUGUUUAUUCCACACGGACCCUGUCCCUGCGUGUCGAACAGCUCAGCGCUAUUUAUCCUUUGCCCACAAGGUGGUAGCGCAGCAUCAGCGUUAAUGUAAAUAUGGUGCUUGGCUCAGAUCCUGCCCUGUAACCUGACAGACUCUUGCUGCGGGACAAAUACUGGCAAUUGUCUUCCUUUUCAUUAACUUUCUAAUUAAAGAACACAGUGAUAUAUUAGGCCAAAGGCAUAUACACUGGAAGAGUAAAUACUUGUGAAAAGAAAGAAGAUAUGCAGAUAUCUAUUCCAUAUCCCAAAGGACUAUGCGGAAAAAACAAGGGAUAGGGAUAAAAUGUAACCCAGCUUUGACAUUUUGACCUGUUUGCAGAACUGGGGAGGCCAGCUGUUAUCAAAUGCUGCUCAAGGGGGAUGAACUGGUCCCUAUCAUCUCACUCAAGUGACUGACUGGCUGCACAAAGUGACAUGGUAGAACUUGUCCUUUCAAGGCCCACCAGAACUCAUAUUUAUCAGCUUAUAGAAAAAUAUGUUGGUCAUCUCUUUAGUGAAAUAUGGUACCUCUUUUCUAAAGCUGAUUUAGCUGCCAGUUUUGCCCUUGACACUACUACUACUACUGGUUUCAGACAGACCCAUCUAAAACCUGCUCCCGCUUUCCACCACUCAUUGCUGCUCACCAUACCUGGCAGCAUGACUAUGACAGAUUGGGAAACUACCUUCCCAUUAUUAUUCUCUCCCUUACAUACUGCUUUUCUUCAACCAGAUUUCAGAGGUAUGGUUCAAAAUGCAGACUCAUGAACAGUUGGGCUGUCACCAUCAAGAAGGCAUUGUGCUUGUAGCAGAGGGUUAGGAGUGAGAAGGAACACAUUAAACCAGAGUUAAGCCCAUGGACCCAUUUUAUCUUGGACCUGUGCUUAGUUCACCAUGGAGAAUAAACUGUCCUGCCAGAGUUAGUGUCUUAUCUUUCAGUCUGUUGUACCAAAUGAGGUAAAAUUUCCUUUAAAACGUGUAAUUCAACUUAAGGUUAAGGAGAUAAAAACUUAGAAAGUUACUUAAUAACAAAAUAUUUCCUAAUUUUCAUAUCAUUAUUAAAAUAAAGGUAAGCUAAUGAACACCUCAUCAGGAUUCAUACAUGCUCAAAUCCUUUUCGUAGUAUUAGGCCACAAAAUAAAAGUCAGUAUUAAGAGUUAUUUUUAGUAGUCAUUCUUUUGUUCAAUAGCAAAUCAGAGCAUACAUAUAAACCCUUUCAGCUGACAUCCUACCCCCAGUGAAUUGUGCUCAGUCCUGGGGUAUGCAACCUAAUCAGGUAGUGACUUUUGCUGGAGAGGAAGAGGUAGGAAGAGAGCUUUAUCUCCUAAUUAGUGUAGUCUCAAUCCUCAUAUCACAUAAUAGUUAGGGCUGAUUAAUUGGGGCACUCUCUAGACAGCCUAAAUUGAUACCUUUUUCAGCAGGUUACCAAACAAAGUGGCUCUAGCCUCAAAGCCAGGUUGCUAGGCUUCUUACACAGGGCUGGAAGGAUAUUGUGUAUUAGUGUCAAAGAGAUCAAAAGAAGGUUUUCAACCUAGUUGGUACCAGAACCUAGUACUGGAACAAAAUUCCCUUGUUUGAGUUUAUUUACCAGUAAUUCUAGGUGGUCUCCCAUCAAAGUGCUGGAAAGUCCUCCUUAGAGUCAUAGUGACAGCCCACAAUCCUUACAACCAAGACAAAAUGUUGCACAAAUUAUGCAGGCUCGUAGUUCCCAAGAGCAUUACUACAUACCAUGGGUCUGACUACAAUUCUUCAUCUGUUACUGUAACUGUAGUAGGAGGCCUUUAUUUAUGUCAGAGUACCCUUAUAGCCUGCUGAUAAAGUAUUAUGAAGUAUUCCAGGGAAUGGACAUAGCUGUCUCCAAGAAAUGGAACUGCUGUUCCAGUCUAGUGAAACUAUCCAGUUGAGUGAAAAUCCUUGUACUGAUAAAAACAGUUUUGUCAGUAUGCUCAUGCCACUGUUGGAGAUCUCACGCUCUUGACAGAUAGAGCCUGGCAGGAAUUUGGAGCGUAGAUGGGGCCUAGAUCAAAUGAACAAUUUGGAGUUAGAAUCAUAUAGCAAUGAUCAUUUCAAAAUGCUUUUAUUUACAGAAACCCUCAACUGAAAUAAAGUCUCUUAACAGGAGGUCUUGAUUACUUUUCCAUUUCCAAACCACACAUCAUAAUGGGGAUGGAAUGUGGUUACCAUAAAUUGUUGGUUUACAAAUCAUCACUGACUUGUUAGCAACGGCUAGGAUGUUAGAGUUAGAGCAACAGUUUGGAUGUGAUAAAAUAGCAAGAGCCCAUUUUUCAUGGCGUCGUUGGAAUGAAUAUAAAUGAAUUCUUCCCAGAGAUUCAUUGUGGUGGUUGUGGUAAAUAACAAACUGCAUAUUUCCUGCUGAUGUUGAAAUCAAUGGGAGUUUUAUUAUUGGCAUGAAGAGAGGCAAGAUUUGACCUUAAUAGAAAAGAGAAGAGGAAAAGAGAAAAAUAUGAGGAAAAGAGAUUGAGAGUUCUAAAAUGACUAGAGAUACAGUUGCCUGGGUGGAGGUACCUCAAAAGGAGUCUGAAAAGCAGAAAACUGGGGCCUCUUUUCAUUUGGAUUGUCUUCCAAAUUUUCUUAUGAGUUCUCGGUUUGUGAACAUUGAAACUGAGAAAUAACCAAUACUAGUCACUGCUGAAAAUGCAGAUUUUCAAAUUUUCCUUUUUCUUGGAAAUGCUUCUGCCUCUCUAAUGGCACUGAAGGGUUCUCUUUUUGGGUUUUGGAUGAAGCCUAUAAAAAUCAGCAAAGGCAUUCUUUCAGGCAAGCCAGCACAAACUUUCUUCCAUACUUAUAUUUGUGUCAUGACAUAGAUCACUAUCAGACAUUUAACCUUGCUCAAGCAAAAUCCACAUCUGUUAAUAGACAGAAUCAGCAACCCUGCCUCUGUCAUCCAAGUAAAUCUUUACAAGGGAAAUUCUGCAUUAGAAAUUGGGAAACUAAGAUCUAGUCAAAAGAAGUCACUACACUUACUUAACUGAACGACUUAACUACACAAUUUAUGUAUUUCUCCUCAAGUACUUUAUAAAAAUAGACUAAACCAAACAAAAUAACAAUAUAUGCAUUCUUACCACACAGAACAACACAUCACAAGCUUACUUCCUUUAUCACAUGUAUUCAAAGCACACACCAAGGUCACAAUUCCUAAAUAUAAUUGUUUAAAUAUUUAAAAGAACAAAACCUGGUCCUCUAAAGUUAACAGUAAAAUUUUCAAUGACUUCACAGAGACCAGAAUAGAUAAUUAGCUGAGUAAAUUAACUAUCAGUGGUGCUAGGUUGAUCUGUAUUAGCUAAACAUUUAGUACUUGCCCACUUAGAUUUGAACAAAACAAACACAUAAGCAUCCUUCCCAAAGUUCAGAUGCCCUUAAAAAUAACUAGUGGGGGUUGUCACUAAAUAUACAAAGAGCAAAUCCAAACAAUAACUCUUCUGCCCAAAAGAAGCAUUUGUCCAUUUAAUUGAUGUUCUAUCCUUCAGUACCCACAAACCACGUCCUGGAAUACAAGUCUAUACCCAAGGACUCUGAUCCUUAACAUUCACAUUGUCAUGAAACAAUGCAAAGCAGGAUCAAUUUAACCUUUGCUAACAAAAGACUAAAAUUGCAAUAUACAUUAAAAGGACUCCAAAACAUGGAGAGAGAGAAACCAAGUCCAAAGUCACCACAGUUUGGGUUUUUUUAAGGUAAAGGGUUAAUGGAGUUCGUUAAUUCCUGUCUGACAGCAUUUUUUUGUUAUCUAUGCAAAAUUCUCACUAGUUGCAAGACAGUCCUUUAAAUAGCAUAUGCUGUCCCAUUCAUAUGAGGAAGGUUUGUAAAAGAAAGUUGUGUCUAAUAAAUGUCAUUUUUUCUUAACAGAAUCAGACAUUGUUGAACUCUAAUAUGUAAGAGCAGAUGAUCCAACUGAGAUUAUCACAGGAAAUCCAAGAGGAAUUUAAUCCAGUCCUUUGAACUUUCAAUAAGAUUACUUAACUGUGAAGUACACAAGGAACUAUGUUGACUAUUGUCAUAUUUGGCUAAAGACCCCUCUUUUACCAGAGCAUUCUCUAGAAAAUGAUCCUUUAUCCCCAAAGGGUUUCUGAUGUUGCUUGAAACAGACAGCAAACACAGUUGAGACUGAUUUUGAAGGAAGUUCUCUUCUUGAAGGAAAUGCUGUGUUCUAGAAAAUCCUAACCUGUCAAAAAAUUUCCCCUCUCCAGAUAAAAGCUCAUUAGUGCUUUUCAAAAGGUGCACUUAAAUUUAUUAGCUCCAUUUUUGUCUUUUGCCUGGACAACUUAUCCCAAAUCUAAUCACUGGAGUAUGCAAGGUCUCUGCUGAAGAGGUAGCCAUUGCCCAUUUCACUCAUGUAAUAAAUUUGUUUUUCAUUCCUCCAGAGUGGAACAGAGGUCUCGGGAUAAAAAUAGCAAAAUACAUGCAUUUCACAACAGAACAACUUUACUUCAUCAGUGCACUGUUCUAUGGAGGAUUUCAGAAAGAUGCACUUCAGUUUCACUGCUUUCCCCUGACAACUGGGAUAUUCAAAAGGGAAGCAUUCAAAGUGGUAUCUUGGAGGUGUGUGGUCUCCUUUUUUUGGAAAUGGAUUUGAUUACACUAGUUUGAAUUAAUUACUGUGACUAUUUAAACUCUGAAUAAGUCUGGACUAUGGUUUUACUAGGUGGUACAAUUUCCCAGACUCAAAAUGAAUAAAGGUACUGCUAUUAGAAGAAUUUCAAAAUGUUUCAACAUUUCUCUACGUGGCAAUGUAAACUUAUCUAACCUAAACUGCCAUGCUUGCACACUGGUAGCUGACUCACAGUGCCAGCAAGGAGCUUAGUAAGGGCUAAUUUGCCCAUCUUGGGAGAGUUCUGCAGCCUCUGCUGAAUUUCCUACUCCCAUGACCAGACUCGCCCUGCUGGCACACAUAUGCAGCUGGAGGCCAAGUCUGCCACCUCCACGUUUCAGUGGAAUCACAGCUCACUCAAAACUCACUCUUAAGAUGUCCUAGUACAUGCCAUAGUAAUACCCUAAUAAAGUACUUGCCUGACCUACAUCAGUUUUGAUUAAGAGCAGAACAACCCAAAAAGCAGACUUGACACUCCAGAAAUUAUGGACCAGAAUGUUUAGAAGUUGUGCAGACCUCUAAUAGCAGAUCAAGUUGUCUUUAAGUGUACUAAAAUUCAGGCAUAACAAAGUAAUUUUCUCCAUCAAGAUGUUUAGGUCCAGUUUGUCCUAAUUCUUUACUUUUCAUAUGUUUAUUUACCAGUAACUGAACAGUUCAGAUAAUGACAUUAUUUCAGAAUUAUCCACAUGCACUUCCACAUCCUUUUUUUCUUUGGACUCAAUUCUAGGUUAGAGAACUUUCACAUUUCAGCAUUCUGAGGCUUAAGAGAAAUGUCUAAGUGCUUCCCUAAAAGCCACAGUUAAUGCAGGGAGCUACUCACAAUCAAGCAGUAGGCUGGGAGGAGAGUUCAUUGAGACCUCAUGUUUGGGAUAUGCCCAGAGAGGCACUGACAGAGGGGUCUUCUUAGCCAGCACAAUCCUAAGAAUGCCCAAGAAGCUGACAGACUCUGUAGAAACCCCUGUGGAGAUCAGAAGAUGCUUCAAACUGAGCGCUUCUUACAUCCUGCUUGAUGGAUAUAAUAGCAAAUGUUCAGGCAUCUGGUAGCCUUUGGCUAUGUGCUUCCAAAAGAGUGUGUAGUGCUGCAUUCUGGUUAAAGAGCACAAAGGCUGCUGGGUCUGUGGUUUAUAAACAAUGCACAAGCCAGAAUAUGGUAUUUAGUAAACUGAUUUGCUUCUAACCUAUGUAGACAUUGUUACUGAUAUUUAAAUUAUAAACCCACCACCAGCAUAACUUUCCAAGCUGAGUCCAAAAUACCUAUCCUUGCCAGGGACAACAAAGUAACCCAAAUUUGGAGUUUCUCGGUCAAGAUAGUUUUGAGUCAUGACAUUUCUUUAAAAUAAGUAUCAGGAAAUUGUCCAAAAUGUGAGAUCACCCCAGUUUUAAAAAAUAUCUUUCUAUCUCCCAAAUAUUUUGCCUUGUAUCAGUCACAUUUUCCUGGAAAAUUGUAGUCUGACAUAGAAGUUUGCCUGUGCAAUUUCAGGUGGAUUAAUUUCAGCUUGAAAAAGUCAGUUUGGGGUUCAAAAUCAGCCUGAUAACGGAAGAUCUUGCAUCAAACUAAGUUAUGGAAGAAAGAGCAUCUUCAUUUUGUGUUUUCUCUCAGCCAGCUCACAAUAAGCUGUGCCUCUGUGACUGAACAUCUGAGCCAAAAAACCAGAAAGACAAAAGCCAAACAAAAAGACAAGAAGCAGAGACAGCAAAGAAGACUGAGAAAAGAAAAAAAAUCUACCUCUCAUACAAACCUUGCUCUGAAAGCUCAAAAAUAAGAACUCUGUAACACUCAGUUUCAACAUUACAAGACAGCAGAAGCAGUAGAGAUGGCAAAGCACCAUAACCUGACCUACAGUCAAGAAAAGCUAAUGAAGAAAAGAUGGGAAAUAUAUGGGAAGCUUGUCACUUUAAAAGAAAAAGUAAUUUUUAACACUGACAGUAUGCAAACCAAUAAAAUACUCAGAUGUUGGACCAGGUCCAUAUCAAAGUAACUCAACCUAUAAUUACAUGAGAAUGAAAAAACAUCAAAACACAAUAAUAAAGAUACUGUGGAGUGCUUUGUCUUUUGUGAAGCAAGCCCAUUCAUACCACCAAAUAAGGAAAAAAAAAGUUUAAUAGGAGUUUGGCAUAACGAUUACAAAGAGGGAACCAUAAUGGAUGGGAAUGGGCAGCAGCAGGAAGGAGAUAAGUAAAAAGGCUGAAAUUAACAGCAGUAAUGAGUGAAAAAAGUGAGGGAGCCCUGCACUAUACACACAUUUGAG
This is a messenger RNA of Myiozetetes cayanensis, 10236 nucleotides long. Its product is annotated as tyrosine 3-monooxygenase-like. Gene Ontology annotation, biological process: dopamine biosynthetic process from tyrosine. Bases 1459 to 2610 code for a protein of 383 amino acids. The transcript has 13 exons. Gene Ontology annotation, cellular component: perikaryon; cytoplasm; axon. Gene Ontology annotation, molecular function: iron ion binding; tyrosine 3-monooxygenase activity. NCBI's taxonomy places the organism in Eukaryota, Metazoa, Chordata, Aves, Passeriformes, Tyrannidae. The record is from RefSeq and is a predicted model, not a curated record.